AUUACUGAUCUGCCAUGAAAGUGCUUUAUUUGCUGGCCAGCCUCGCGGUCACGUCCUGGGCCCGCAUGUUGCACGCCCUUCCUGGAGGAUUUGGGGCCUUAGUUUCGUCGUUUGACUGCCGUGAGAGGAUUUUCGGAUAUUAUGCCGACGUGGAGAAUCACUGCCGCGCAUACCAUGUUUGCUAUCCUUUUUACACGGAAAAUGGAGCUUUACUGGACGUGGCUCACUUCUCCUUCAUGUGCGGCAUGAACCUUGUGUUCAGCCAGGACUCGCUCACUUGCUCCCAUCGCAAUGAGGCCUUCCCUUGCGACCAGGCGCCGUCCCUCUACGAAGCAUCCAACUCAGACUUUGGCGUCGUGACGGAGAAGGGAGAGAGAAGGGAGUCCAGAGAUGACGAAGACAAAUCGGAUACGGCGACUGAGGAAAGAAAUUCUUAA
Molecule: messenger RNA, 437 nt
Organism: Penaeus monodon (black tiger shrimp)
Lineage: Eukaryota; Metazoa; Arthropoda; Malacostraca; Decapoda; Penaeidae
Product: U-scoloptoxin(01)-Cw1a-like
Exons: 2
Coding region: 15-437 (140 amino acids)
Cellular component (GO): extracellular region
Molecular function (GO): chitin binding
Source: RefSeq, a predicted model, not a curated record